This is a messenger RNA of Exaiptasia diaphana, 1865 nucleotides long. Its product is annotated as probable ubiquitin carboxyl-terminal hydrolase MINDY-4. Gene Ontology annotation, biological process: protein K48-linked deubiquitination. Gene Ontology annotation, molecular function: cysteine-type deubiquitinase activity; K48-linked deubiquitinase activity. The annotation marks the transcript as partial. The transcript is spliced from 19 exons. The record is from RefSeq and is a predicted model, not a curated record. NCBI's taxonomy places the organism in Eukaryota, Metazoa, Cnidaria, Anthozoa, Actiniaria, Aiptasiidae.
CUUAGUGURUCAAGUGAUGGUUUAAGGACAGGAGUACUGGAGAGAUGGUCKAAAGCAUUCGAAAAAAACUAUGUGACGAAAACUCCAAGAACUUUACCUUAUCGCGGCUCUACAGAAGAACUUCAAAAUCUAGAAUUAGAGGAUGUAUGUGAGGAAGUGCAAGAAGAAAUUGAUACCAAAAGUGGCCAGCGUUUUGCAAAUAUAAAGCAAAAUCGUACUUCUCUUUCAAAAGUAACAAGAAGAAGGAGUAAAGAACUCAUUAGACCUAAAACCCCUGGAAGAUCAGGACUAUAUCCUGAAGUAUCUAUUGGUAAUGGACGACCUAAAUGGCAAUCAUCCACAAAGAUUGAUCCACAAUCUAAAAUAGAAUCUGACAAACAACCAAGAAUUACAAAUUAUCCCAAAGAACAACAGUUACUAUCUGUUACCAGAAGUCCACAACCACCAUCUAGUGCAAGAAGUAGGAAAUCAGAUUCUAGUCCUGUACAACGUAGACCAGCUUCACCAAAUAAUAUUCCAGAUGUUGCAGAAAUCAAACCAYUUACAUCACCACCAUCGGCUAUCACUAUCAGAUCACCAACACCAGUCAGUCCUUUUUUACCUGUAAUUCCUGUUUUCCCUGUACAUCCUGGUACUGGAGGAAAACCAAUAACACAGCAGAUAGCAAUAGAUUUACGUAAUGUAGUAUUUGGUUCAGCAUUGACAUCUUUUAAUUCUGACUGGAGAAGUCAACACAUAAACUUCCUGAAACAUUCCUCAUAUGGUAUAAGCUUUUACAAGCCAGGUCCUUGUGGAGUAAUUGCUUGCAUUCAAGCAUUCUUAAUGAAAUACCUGUUAUUCUGUCAGCAAUUAUCUAUCAUGACUGAGAGUGUGUUAGAACCAUUACCUUCAGAAAGGCAACAAGCACUGGUUUCAGCAAUGACAGAUAUGUUAUGGCAGGCUGGCAAGGAGUCUCACUGUGCUAUUGUAGCUCUUCCUGGCGCAGAAACAAGCAAGCUUCCUUCAAAGAAAGACUACAGAGGAGAUGGUUUGACUGAAAAUCUUGUACUUUUUGGUUUCGAUGACAUUAAGGAAUUGGAAAAGUUCAUCAAGAGACAUUUAUCAUUUUUUGAGAAUACCAGUGGAAAUGGCUGUGUUGUCUUUCUGUAUUCUGUCAUACUGUCACGCACUAUCAAUCGAGUGAGGGAAGAUCUUGGACAUCCUAAUUCAAUUCUAAUGGGACCCAGUGAUACCUGCUCUCAGGCAAUGAUCAACCUGUUACUGACUGGACGGGCUGUCAACCACACCUUCAAUGGAAUAAUGGAAUAUGACAGGAGGGGAAAAGCUUUGCCCUUCCCUCUCAAAGGCGUUAAAGCACGAAGCGAUGUGGGAUUUUUGACUCUUAACGAACACUUUAGGCCUAGAGAAUUUCAGGUCGGGAGUAUGUUAAAGACUCCAAAAUAUCCCGUCUGGGUUGUGGACAGUACUGGUGGUCGCUAUAGUGUCAUAUUUUGUCUAAAUUGCGAACUUGUGAAUGAUUGGCGACUCGAGAGGCGGUUUAAUUUACACUACUACAAUGGCACUACAAAGUAUAGCUCCUCGCUUGAUGACAUAAUUACAGUUGACACACGAGAUUUCGUGGAUGAGUCAGAAAUUACUCAAGAUAUCCACCCAGUUGAGCAUUGCCUAAGAACAAAGUGGCCUGGAGCUGUUAUAGAGUGGAAUUAGUGGACUCCAACACUACAAUUAGUUUCAGUUAUUUAUUAAAGUUUGUUUUCAUAAUAAAUAUGAAGGUAUUUUUUUAAAGAGAAAGAUGUACAAACCAUAUUUUGGAACUUUAAAAGAUUUUGCACAUUUUGAAAAUAAUAAAAAGUCAUUACAUGUAA